Hemibagrus wyckioides is the source of this 3187-nucleotide messenger RNA. RefSeq names its product nicalin (gene ncln). Gene Ontology annotation, biological process: regulation of signal transduction. Bases 117 to 1802 code for a protein of 561 amino acids. NCBI's taxonomy places the organism in Eukaryota, Metazoa, Chordata, Actinopteri, Siluriformes, Bagridae. Gene Ontology annotation, cellular component: endoplasmic reticulum membrane. The transcript is spliced from 15 exons. The record is from RefSeq and is a predicted model, not a curated record.
AUCCCGGGUCCUUCAGGCAGACCGUAUAGCUGUGGAGACGAGAGCUGUCACUUUGUUGCGGAUUCAUUCAUUGUUCCCGGUUUCUCCUAAAGCGGAUUUCAGGAUUUUCUUCCAUCAUGUUCGAGGAGGCGAGCGAGGUGUUUGAUAACAUGCUGAAAUCGUCCUUUCCGCUGACGAUUAUCGUGUUUUUGCCCGCAGUGUUGAUCCUGGUGUCUCCGCUCCCAGCUGAAGCGGCGCAUGAAUUCACAGUGUACCGCAUGCAGCAGUAUGACCUACAGGGACAGAACUACGGUUCGAGGAAUGCGAUUUUGAACACUGAAGCGCGUACGGUGGAGGCGGAGGUGCUAAGCCGUCGCUGUGUGAUGAUGCGACUGGCUGAUUUCUCCUACGAGAAAUACCAGAAGGCUCUCCGGCAGUCUGCGGGGGCCGUUGUUAUCAUCCUCCCCAAAAACAUGUCCACGAUGCCCCAGGACAUCGUGCAACAGUUCAUGGAGCUGGAGCCGGAGCUGAUGGCCACAGAGACCAUUGUUCCUGUUUACUUUGCUCUGGAGGACGAUGAGCUGUUGUCUAUUUACACCCAGACGCAGGUGUCCUCUGCCUCACAGGGCUCCUCCUCUGCAGCUGAAGUGCUGCUGCACUCUGCCACUGCAAAUGGAUUCCAGAUGGUGACAAGUGGAGCUCAGAGUAAAGCUGUGAGUGACUGGGCCAUCACCAGCCUUGAGGGUAAAUUAGCAGGAGCAGGAGGAGAAGAUCUGCCUACCAUCGUGCUUGUGGCUCACUAUGAUUCUUUUGGCGUGGCUCCGUGGUUGUCAUACGGCGCAGACUCCAACGGCAGUGGUGUAGCUGUGCUACUAGAGCUGGCGCGACUCUUCUCUAGACUCUACUCUCACAAACGGACUCAUGCCGGGUAUAACCUGCUGUUUUUCCUGUCUGGAGGGGGGAAGUUUAACUAUCAGGGCACUAAACGGUGGCUAGAGGAUAAUUUGGACCACACAGAGUCCAGUCUCCUGCAGGAUAACGUGGCAUUCGUGUUGUGUUUGGACACACUGGGUAAUGGGGACAAUCUUUACCUGCAUGUGUCUAAACCUCCUAAAGAAGGCACACCUCAGCACGCUCUGCUCCGAGAACUGCAAACGGUUGUAUCUCAGCAGUACCCAGAGCUGAAGUUCUCCAUGGUUCAUAAGAAAAUCAACCUAGCCGACGACACCCUGGCGUGGGAACACGAGCGCUUCGGGAUCCGUAGACUUCCAGCCUUCACGCUCUCGCACCUGGAGAGCCACCGCGGCUCCUCUCGGAACUCCAUCAUGGACAUAAGGAGUCAUGUGGACCUGAAGAAGCUCAGUAGGAACACUAAACUGAUUGCAGAGGCUCUAGCACGAGUCAUCUACAACCUGACUGAGAAGGGCACUAAUGGAGGUCUGGAGAUCUUCACAGAACAGAUGCAGGUGCAGGAGGAUCAGCUGCUCUCUCUGGUCGACUGGUUAAGCGCUCAGCCACGAGCCGCCCAGCUGGUGGAUAAAGACAGCAGUGUGGUCAGCACCCUGGAGUAUUACCUCGGCCGCUACCUCAAAGACGUCAAAAGGCAUUUCAUCAAAGCAGACAAGAGGGAUCCUGAGUUUGUCUUUUAUGAUCAGCUGAAACAGACGAUGAAUGCAUACAGAGUAAAACCAGCCAUCUUUGACCUCCUGCUGGCGCUGUGCAUUGCUGCAUAUCUCGGGAUCGUGUACUUGGCUGUCCAGCAUUUUGGUGUUUUGUACAGCAUCCUUCGCCGGGUCACAGCAUCACGAGUCAAGCAGCAUUAACACCGCUCUCUUCUUCCCUGCAAUAUGAGGGACUCCUGCAGUCCCACAAUGGAGCCAAGCGUGUGAUCAUUUAUUUUUUCUCUCUCUCUCUGACAUCUCUUUUCUUCUCUUCUGUUCUCUUUUUUUUUUUGGAAAAUGGAACAUCAUGUCUAAAGUGUUUUGAAUUUGCCUGCUUGUCCUCCUCCAUUCAGGGACAGCUUUUUCUUUCUUUGUUUUUUUUUUUAGUCUUCCUUUCUGUCUAACACUGCCUCACUCCCCCUCUGCCUCAGUCUGAAGCUAGUGAGAUCUCUGCCAAGCAACAGUGAGUCGUCUUCUCAGGCAGCUAAAGUUAAAAUGGGCCAAAUCGCAGUUUAAGCUAGACAGAGAAAGCUGGUCAGUUUGGACAAUGUGACUCAUUUCAAUCCAGAGUUUCUUUAGCAUUAGUUAGUACAGAUUGCUAGACAUCAUCAUCAUCCAUCCUGAUUUUGCAGAGUGAUCAGCUCCACCCUUAUUGAGCAAGGAACACCUAGAUUAAAUCUGAUAACCAAGUCUGCUUGUUUUCCUUUUAUGUGAUUGUGUUGCUUUUUCACUACCAUGGUUUUGUUUAUACAUUUAUUCCACAUGCACAUUCUACAUGUUUAGAACAUAACAUUUGUACACCCUUUACAACAAAAAUGCAAAGCUGUCACGAAUUGUUAAGUAAAAAAUGUGGGUUUUUUCCCCCCCUUACACUAGUAGACAGUUGUACUUACAACACUAAUAUAGCAUAAAGUAUUUUACCCCAUUUUUUUUCAGUCAGAAAAACAACUAGAUGUUCUCUAGCGACUUUGAGAUUGAAUCUCAAGACCCGCCCUGCCCGAGAGGUCAGCUUUUGCAAAUGGCUGGUUAGAUUUAAUCUAGGCUCUUCCCUUGUUAACUCAGGGAAACUGUCUCUCAGCAAAAUCAUCUAGUCAUCCUGUAGAGUAAAAAUAGAAUAUGAAGUUGUGUUAUUAAAGAACCUGAGUAUUAAUUUCCUUAUUAAUAACUUGAUCCCUUUAGCUUUCCAUCAAGUUUCUUACAUCCACCUCUUCAGAUAGCCAUAACAGUCUGCUGAACGACACAAACACGAAAUAUACCUCGUCCUUCCUUUCCGUUGUUCUACUCCUCACCGGAGCUGGAAUCACUCUUUCAUAUCUUUCAGCGAGAGCGGGACACUAUUUUCCCCUGCUUCAGGUCUUUCUGCUGUUAUUUAUGGAAGCGGAUGAAGCUUCACCUUGCACUGAUUUUACACGGUUUCCUUUGUUUUGCUGAGAUCUAAAGGUUUUGUUGGCUGUGUGAACCUGUGUACAAAAACUUUUGAUUCUUGCAGCAAAAUCAAAAUAAAGAUUGAAGACAGGUCGAGGAAUAAAGUGAUUUGUUGAAAUACA